AUGGAUGAGAAUACCACACUGCAGAAGCGGGCCCCAAAGCCAACUCUUCGGGCCAUGGAAGACUCACUUCAGAGGAAAAUCAAUAACAGAAGAGGUAAGCUAAGUCAACUCAAGAUGAAGAAGAAUGAGUUGCUGCAUUUUAUGGAUAAUGACAGUAAUAUUGAUGUGGUGCAGAAGAAGUUCACUCACGAAUUUAACACUGAAUUUGCUAACUUCCAAGAGGCAAAUAAUAUGGUCAAAGAUCAAUAUAAUGCAUUGGGACUUGAUGAGAACCAGAAGUAUGACCAAGAGAACUGGUAUAUGCCCAAAGAAGCCGCAUUUUAUGAUUUCAUUGAAGAAGUGGACUUUUGGAUAAAAGACGUGGGUAAACGGAUGGAAGAUUCAUCAAAGAUGGAUGCAAUGGUGCGGCCCAAAGACGGCGUAUCUGAGUCUGGUUCCCGAAGGACAAAAUAUUCCAGAUGCAGCUCUGUACAUUCCCAAGCUUCCGUGGAACGCCUAAAGGCUGAACUGGAAGAGGCCGCGCUCUCGGCGCAGGCAGCGGUGUUAAAGGAGAGACAGGAGAUUGAGUUCCAGGAGAUGCGUAUACGGGCUGACAAAGAGGACUUGGAGCUAAAGCUUGCCUUGGCCACUACCCAAGCUAAACUGAGGGUUUUGGACAUGCAUGAUGGGUCUGUAGUCGCCGCACCCCAGUCCCCGCAGCCUGUGGUCGCCACACCUCAGUCCCCGCAGCCUGACGCCGCUCCCCAGUUCCGGCCUUCUGACGCCGCACCCCAGUCCCCGCAGCCUGUGGUCGCCGCACCUCAGUCCCCGCAGUCUGACGCCGCUCCCCAGUUCCAGCCUUCUGACGCCGCACCCCAGUUCCGGCCUUCUGACGCCGCUCCCCAGUUGUUCCGGCCUUCUGACGCCGCUCCCCAGUUGUUCCGGCCUUCUGACGCCGCUCCCCAGUUCCGGCCUUCUGACGCCGCUCCCCAGUUCCGGCCUUCUGACGCCGCUCCCCAGUUCCGGCCUUCUGACGCCGCUCCCCAGUUCCGGCCUUCUGACGCCGCUCCCCAGUUCCGGCCUUCUGACGCCGCACCCCAGUUGUUCCGGCCUCCCGACGCCGCACCCCAGUUGUUCCGGCCUCCCGACGCCGCACCCCAGUUGUACCGGCCUCCCGACGCCGCACCCCAGUUGUUCCGGCCUCCCGACGCCGCACCCCAGUUGUUCCGGCCUCCCGACGCCGCACCCCAGUUGUUCCGGCCUCCCGACGCCGCACCCCAGUUGUUCCGGCCUCCCGACGCCGCACCCCAGUUGUUCCGGCCUCCCGACGCCGCACCCCAGUUGUUCCGGCCUCCCGACGCCGCACCCCAGUUGUUCCGGCCUCCCGACGCCGCACCCCAGUUGUUCCGGCCUCCCGACGCCGCACCCCAGUUGUUCCGGCCUCCCGACGCCGCACCCCAGUUGUUCCGGCCUCCCGACGCCGCACCCCAGUUGUUCCGGCCUCCCGACGCCGCUCCCCAGUUCCUGCUGGAGCUAACAUUAUGGUAA
This is a messenger RNA of Knipowitschia caucasica, 1527 nucleotides long. The record is from the annotation of a GenBank genome assembly. NCBI's taxonomy places the organism in Eukaryota, Metazoa, Chordata, Actinopteri, Gobiiformes, Gobiidae.